Molecule: messenger RNA, 936 nt
Organism: Parnassius apollo (apollo)
Lineage: Eukaryota; Metazoa; Arthropoda; Insecta; Lepidoptera; Papilionidae
Source: the annotation of a GenBank genome assembly
AUGGUAGACUUCUUCUUUCGAACACGAAAUGCGUCCAUAUCAGAAAGUCGUAAAUUAUUGUGCGCCGGCUUGACAAGUAAUAAUGGAGCGAGAAGGAUACAAGUGCUACAACUCGUGAAACACCAUUACUUCCCGUCGGAUCAAAUGAAUCAGGUUUUCGGUGAGAGUCUACACAACAUAUCGGAUAUAAGUGCAGAGAACAUAUCGCCGCGCAAAGAAACCGACAGUGAAGUGUCAUGGGCCGCUCAGACACUCACUCCGACCCAAGAGCAUGCAAUAGACGCUCUCAUAAGAAAACUGAAUGAUGCAUUGCAUAGCGAUAAGAAUAUGGAGAAUGAAAUGAAACGUCGCGAAAAAGAGGCGGAAGAAAGACUAAAACAAGCAGAAAUUGAGUACAAAAAUCUACAAAAGAAGUUGGAACUACAGCGUACUCCACCAAAUACAUUAAAUUUAUCUGGUAAUAAAACCCGAAUACAGCUACACGGAUCGGAUCCUAAUCUUAAUAUUCUUAUGGAAAGUGAUAAUGAAUGUAGCACUUUGACGAGAAGACAAAAAAGAAAGAUUCCUGAGCCGAGUGAAGAAUCGUCGUUAAUGCAGGAAUUGCGCCGUAUGUUUAAUGAUUUUAAUAAACAACAGAACCAAAAGAUUGAAACUUUAAUCACAUCAAUUAAUGAGAUCAAGCAGCAAAACGUCGAAAUUCGUGAGUCCAUUUCAUUCCUAUCUGCAAAGUAUGACGAUGUUUUAAAGGAAUUAGAACAUAUCAAAGAAGAAAAUAGUUUGAAAACAUGUCUCAUAAACUCUCUUGAGCAGAAAAUUGAACUUUUGGAACGUAAUGCGAGAUCCACAAUGAUAGAAAUAAAAAAUAUUCCACGAACCCAUUAUGAAAAUAAAAAUGUAUCUUAUUUCCUUGGUCAAGAAAUUGGGAGAAAUUAUUAA